AUGGCUAUGCCGGUUGCUCCUCAACACCAAAACACCGAGUUUCAAAAUCCGCCUCCCCACUACUUCAUGGUGUACACAGACCACAAUGGACAAGUGCACUACGAUACCUCGGCUUCAUUUGCAGGUUGCGAGGGGGCCGUUUUCACGCCAGAUGUGACCAAUAGAUUCAUGGAACUGACUGGCCAAAGUGGUUCCCAAUUCUCAAGCCCUCCCACUCUAGAAAGCCACCCUUCUUGGGGUGCACAAUCCUCAUCCUGGGGCCAUCCUGCCCAGAGACGAGCCGACAUGAUUCCAUGCGAAAUGACAACAAGCCAAAGUCGAAAGAAAACGAAACGAGCCGGAGGCAUCAUGAAACCUCGACCUAAGUCUACCUCUCCUCCACCAACCACGCCGCCACCUGGACGGACCGUUCUCCGAGUUGGAAAUCGGGCGCAGCUACGAGGGUACUAUGAGAAAGCCUUUGAGCAUUUCCAACAGCUCAAUUGCCGCGCCAUUGCCAAGUCAUACAUCAAGCUCGUCGAGCCACGGAAGCAGGUUCAUUACCCAUAUAACGGACGUCGAGUGCACGGCGGUGUUACCCAAACCGACAACCCAGAACAAACCAAGCCGGGAUGGUGGCCUGCAGGCGUUGUCCACAAGGAGCCUGACCAUCUUCUGAAACCCGAUCGUUUACGACUCCUCGUUCACAUCCUCUGUGAGAUGAAGGAUAGCCAUGGUGUCACAACAGAGAAGCUGCGUGAUGCAGGUCAAGAUGUGAGACGCCAGAUCCAACCCAGCCACAAAUUGCACGUUUUAGAUGAGAUCUACUACGUACGCCAUAUGGAAGAGAAGUACCUCAAUGGUGAAAUAGAUGCCAACACCAUGAUCCAAGUGUCGCAGGUUCCCCUCCCGGAAGCAAUGUUCCAGGAUCGAAAUGAUUUUACCUCUCGAGCACACGCGGCACCGUCAACUAGGUCAUCACUCGAGAGCGAGAACGACGUGCGUGAGUCAAGUGAUAAUCCGAGUAUUCCCAAAUUGGAAGAGGACUCCAAGCCACAGCGUCUGCACGGUCUGCCCCUCUCACCCACCACCAGCGAGUCUAGCGGGCCUCAGAGCCCGACCAGCGGAUAUGGCUAUGGGAUGGUCAUGGCACCGGCAGUGCAAGUGAUCCCCCCUCAUGAGUCACCCAGCGUCCCCAAGCCCAUGCAGCCGGACCCGACUUACAUGAACGGAUACUAUACCCAACCGUUUGUCUCUGACAAAGGGCCUGCCUUCUGGCCCCACUCCAAUUCUGUUUCUCAUCGACCAUAUCCCAAUACGCGGGACGGUCCGACGAUUUUCUUCUUCCAACAGCAAUUUUUGGCGGAAAAUAGCGGCUCACGAAGAAGAUCCGAAGUCAUGUCAGCCGAGUCCGUGGCCUCCACGCCAGGCGUGGAUGAGAUCGAUGCGCCCUUCCCUGCGGAUGACUACGCCGAUAACGAUGGCUUCUACUCCCCUCCUGCAUCCCCCGGGCGAUUGUCGCGCAACAACUCCUUCUCCAACAGCAGCUCAUACCAGGAAGAUUGGGAGACUUUCCCGCCACUGGACAAGCUCACCAUCUUCGACUUGCUCGACAACUUCCAGCUCUCGCAGCGUUUGGAGAAGUGGCAGCAAACCAUCGCCAUGCAGAAGGAAAAGGUGCGCAAACAGCGGGAGAAGCUGAAGUCUUCAUCUCUGAACGCCAAGGAUCGCGUGAUGGGCGAGUGGAAGCGCAGAGCACCGACCGCCGACGAGAAACUGGAGAAGUACCGCCAGCGGAUGAACCAGGGUGUGGAACGCCUGGGCAAGCAAUGGAACAAGACAGCCACGGUCACUCUGCGCGAGAAGAUGUCUUUCAUCGCCGGUGUUCUCAACAUAUUUAUUAGCGGCUACUUGAUCGGUGCCUGUCCGGAGAACUUUCACAUCUGGUUCAGUGUCCAGCUGGCUUACUUCAUGCCCAUUCGCUACUUCACCUACCACGCCAAGGGAUACCACUAUUUCCUGGCCGAUCUCUGCUACUUUGUUAACCUGCUCUGCAUGCUGAGUAUAUGGGUGUUCCCCAACUCGAAACGGCUCUUCAUCAGCACCUUCUGCCUGACGUUCGGAAAUAACGCGGCUGCUAUUGCUAUGUGGCGCAACUCGAUGGUCUUCCAUAGUAUGGACAAGGUAGUCAGCCUCUUCAUUCACAUCAUGCCCCCAGUCGCGCUACAUUGCAUCGUGCACUUGACCCCGAUUGAGCAGCUCAAAGAGCGAUUCCCUGCCGUGUAUAGCAUCAAGUUCAGCCAGCCUUCAGAUCCAGAGCAUUAUGGCCUCGGCGCUAUGAUCAUUUGGUCGACUGGCCCGUACGUGGUCUGGCAGCUGCUGUACCACUUCCUGAUCACCGUGCGCCGCCGUGAACAGAUUGCCGCGGGCCGACCCACGAGCUUUACAUGGCUGCGCAAGUCAUACUCCAAGGCUUGGAUCGGGCGCUUUGUGCUCAGCCUCCCCGAAGCAUUGCAAGAGCCAUGUUUCAUGUUCAUCCAGUAUGGAUUCGCUCUAUCCACCAUGAUUCCCUGCCCGAUCUGGUUCUGGUCCAAGUGGGGCAGUGGAAUCUACAUGGCAGCCCUGUUUGUCUGGAGCAUCCAUAACGGUGCAACUUAUUAUAUCGAUGUCUUUGGCAAGCGCUUCCAGAAAGAAUUGGAGCAGCUCAAGGCCGAUGUUGCCCGUUGGCAGCAAUCCCCUGAAGGGACGACUAGCCCGUUACUUGUCGCUGAGCCUAGUCCGCUCAGCGAAGCUAUCAAUGCAGCCAGUGGGGAGAAGCGUAGCAGUGUUGACCGCAUCCCAUUGCUUGAUACUGCCGACGCCACUUCAACUGCCGUUCCCGAGGCCGGUGCGGACAAGGUUUCCACUCUCCGAGAGCGAACUUGA
This is a messenger RNA of Penicillium brevicompactum, 2904 nucleotides long. RefSeq names its product glycerophosphocholine acyltransferase. The record is from RefSeq and is a predicted model, not a curated record. The coding region runs from base 1 to 2904 and encodes 967 amino acids. The transcript has 7 exons. NCBI's taxonomy places the organism in Eukaryota, Fungi, Ascomycota, Eurotiomycetes, Eurotiales, Aspergillaceae. Gene Ontology annotation, biological process: phosphatidylcholine biosynthetic process.